AUGCGAUAUACCACACUGGUUGGCGGAGCGCUGGCUCUCCUUUCCAGUACUCCUGUUCUAGCGCAGACCGCUUCUACGACCUUGCCCACAGCGGCUUCAACGUCGACGUCCCAGGCUGCUUCGCAACUGAACACUUUGAGCCAGUAUGCCAAAAACGUCACUACAGGCAACCUUGACAACGGCGUCACCAGCAAACGUGGCGGCUGCAAUUUGAGCAACUUGAAGAUUCGCCGGGAGUGGUCCACUUUCUCCACUGCGCAGAAGGAGGCAUACAUCAAUGCAGUGCUCUGCCUCCAGAGCAAGCCUUCAAGAACUCCUUCUGACCUGGUUUCGGGAGCGAGGACGCGCUAUGAUGAUUUCGUGGCCACGCAUAUCAACCAGACACUCAACAUCCAUUAUACGGGCACGUUCCUCGCAUGGCAUCGUUACUUCACCUGGGAAUUUGAGCAGACGUUGAUCAACGAGUGUGGCUACACUGGCACGGUUCCGUACUGGAACUGGCCGGCUUCCGCCAACUCCUUGGAGACUUACUCCGUGUUCGACGGCAGUGCGACCUCUAUGUCCGGAAACGGUGCGCCACGCGGGCCCAACGAUACUGACAGCGAUAUUGAGCUAACCCUCGGUAAUUAUCCGAUUGUGUAUCUGCCACUCGGCACGGGAGGCGGCUGUGUGACUAGUGGUCCAUUCGUAAAUUACACUGUGAACCUGGGCCCAGUGGCUCUUUCAUUGCCAGGGGGCGCGACGGGCGCGGCGGCCAACCCAUUGGGCUACAAUCCUCGCUGUUUGAAGCGUGAUCUGACUACUGCCCUCAUUCAGCGGUAUGCGAAUUUCACGUCGGUGGUGAGCCUUAUCCUGAACAACAACGACAUCGCCGACUUCCAGCUUGCCAUGCAGGGUGUCCCCGGUAGCGGUUCAAUUGGCGUACACGGGGGUGGUCAUUACGCCAUGGGCGGCGACCCUGGCCGGGAUGUGUUUGUGUCGCCUGGCGAUCCUGCUUUCUGGCACCAUCACGGUAUGAUUGACCGCGUUUGGUGGAUUUGGCAGACCCUUGAUCUGGCCAAUCGCCAGGACGCUAUCUCCGGCACGAACACGUUUUUGAACAAUCCUCCCUCGGCUAAUACGACGCUCGACACCGUUAUCGAUCUGGGGUACGCGGCGGGCGAAAUGAUAGCAAUGCGUGAGCUGAUGAGCACGACGGGAGGACCUUUCUGUUAUAUAUAUCUCUGAUCAUGUAUUGGCAGAAAU
Molecule: messenger RNA, 1245 nt
Organism: Talaromyces stipitatus ATCC 10500
Lineage: Eukaryota; Fungi; Ascomycota; Eurotiomycetes; Eurotiales; Trichocomaceae
Product: tyrosinase, putative
Exons: 4
Coding region: 1-1227 (408 amino acids)
Molecular function (GO): oxidoreductase activity
Source: RefSeq, a predicted model, not a curated record